Messenger RNA from Phytophthora nicotianae INRA-310, 387 nucleotides. RefSeq lists its product as hypothetical. The transcript is spliced from 2 exons. Bases 1 to 387 code for a protein of 128 amino acids. The record is from RefSeq and is a predicted model, not a curated record. NCBI's taxonomy places the organism in Eukaryota, Oomycota, Peronosporomycetes, Peronosporales, Peronosporaceae.
AUGGGCAGGAACACCUUCUCGCCAUGCCACGUGCGAAGAAGAAGGGGUCUCAGACGCUUUCAGGAGUUUGAUUCGAGUGGUUCACUGCUGAUCCCCGUGUGUUUCGCUCUCGACAGCAUGUCUACAGCAUACAAAGACGAAGUAUUCACGUUAGGUGAAAAAGCGCAGGAGAACGCACUUACCUUUCUCAAAGCUAAUGGAUCCUCAGCGACUGCAGUGGGAACAGCACUCACAGCUCUUAGGAAGAUGCACAAACUCGGUAAACUCGACCAGAAGGUUGCUCUUUUUGACGAGCAGGAAGCCAGUGGCAACGUCGUCGAUCCAACUCCACCAUCAGCGAUCAAGUUCAUUGGCUUUCGUCAGACCUACUACCCUGACAACGCAUAA